AUGGAGACCUCGUCACCUCUAGCUGCCAUGCGGCCCCCGGCUCCCAUGUUCGGACAGAGAGGCCUUUUCCGUUCCCAUGCCCACUCCCACCUCUCCGCAAACCCCAGAGGGUCUGGCACCCUUAACCUCCGCGAGCAGUUUGGUCUACAACGAUCCUACCAGCCCUAUUCCGACUCUUUCAACUCCUUCAGCAACUCCUUCAGCAACUCCUUCAGCAACUCCUUCAAUGUGAAGGCAGUCCAAGGCUCGUCGCCUGCAGCCAGUCUUGCAGCCGACCUGUCUCAGAACUUCAGCAUCACAGAUGCGAGCCCUCACUUUCCCACACCUCGGCGAGCCCUCUUUACCACGGCGAACAUGAUGGAUGCAAUUGAAGGUCGUGAAUACUAUGUCACAACCCCUCCUCUUCCACCGUCCUCCUCCCCGGCUCCCACGACUGAUAUGAUGGAUGUCUCUCCUCUGCCACAUAAGGCUCCUUUCACUUCAUAUGUCGAUCUGUAUUCGCCGACUCCUGUCCAAUCCCCGGGAGACUAUAUGAUGUUGGAAUCUCCCAGUCUCCCGCAGAUGGUGUCUCCUGCUGUCCCGCAGAUGGCGUCUCCUGCUCUCCCACACAUGGCGUCUCCUGCUCUUCCGCAGAUGACGUUGGAGCCCCCAAAGCCAUUGAGCUUGGAGCCCCCCAAACCCGUCUUGCCUGAGCGAAGAAAGGCUGCGUUCCGCCGGCCGUCACUCAGCCGCCACAAAGGCUACUCGACUGGAGUCGUGCCCAACCGCAUGCAUGUGGAUACCCAGCUACAGUCGUUCCGGUUUGGUGAUGAUACCUCCCAUCGGCCCUCCAACUCGUCCAUGUCCCUGAGCGAAUGCUUCCAAGCCUCGCCACCCCAGGAGCGGCGUCCUCAGACCGCCAACAGCCCCUGUGCCACAGCUGUUGCUGGUGCCCGAGCGAAGCCUCAAUUCGCGAGCCUGAGUAGCAUGGGUGCUCUUAGAAAUGGCUCGCCUAUCAACGGCCACUCUCGCCGACCCUCGAACCCCUUUAUGAGGCCCCGUAAACAGUGCAGGCGCUCGUUGAGCAUGUUCGAGAAUCCCAACGAUGUGAUGAAGCCCAAGAAGGAAGACACUCCCCAAGCCACAAAGCUCCAAGCUGUUAUGGAUAUCGAGGAGCCUCCCGAGCCUGUCCUCCCUCAUUUCUUCGCCGAGGGAAAGAAUGACUGCAUCCCCCGCAUCUCUCAGAGUACCAUGCUGGAUGUCUUGGAUGGCAAAUACUGUGAUCAGUUCACCCAAAAGAUGGUCAUCGACUGCCGCUUCGAGUACGAGUAUGAGGGUGGUCACAUCAAUGGCGCCAUCAACUAUAAUGACAAGGAGCUCCUCGCAAGCCACCUGUUCCGGACCCCGAUGCAAGGCCGCACUUUGUUGAUCUUCCACUGCGAGUAUUCCGCCCACCGAGCCCCUAUCAUGGCCCGCCAUAUCCGAGCCGAGGACAGGUCGGCUAACGCCGAGUUCUACCCGAGGCUCACCUACCCCGAUGUCUACAUCCUGGAAGGUGGAUACAGCGGCUUCUUCACGGACCACCGUGACAGGUGCUAUCCUCAGGCAUAUGUCGAGAUGGGCGAUGCCCAGCAUGUCCGUACCUGUGAGCGCGAGAUGGGACGUCUGCGCCAGAACCGUAAAGGCCUUAGCAGGGCACAAACUUUUGCUUUCGGCCAGAAGAACCAGUCCAUCGAGAACUCGCCCACAGCCCCAGGCCGAUCCAACAACCGCGAGCCACUGGACAUGAUGAUGCUUGGUGCAUCGCCCAUCCUUGGCAAUGACCGUUGCCACACCCGUCGCAUGGCGUCCUACUAA
Molecule: messenger RNA, 1836 nt
Organism: Phialemonium atrogriseum
Lineage: Eukaryota; Fungi; Ascomycota; Sordariomycetes; Cephalothecales; Cephalothecaceae
Exons: 4
Coding region: 1-1836 (611 amino acids)
Biological process (GO): positive regulation of G2/MI transition of meiotic cell cycle; protein dephosphorylation; positive regulation of G2/M transition of mitotic cell cycle
Cellular component (GO): cytoplasm; nucleus
Molecular function (GO): protein tyrosine phosphatase activity
Source: RefSeq, a predicted model, not a curated record